Molecule: messenger RNA, 1031 nt
Organism: Vicia villosa (hairy vetch)
Lineage: Eukaryota; Viridiplantae; Streptophyta; Magnoliopsida; Fabales; Fabaceae
Exons: 3
Coding region: 21-1031 (336 amino acids)
Source: RefSeq, a predicted model, not a curated record
GAUGGCUAAAAGAUUUGAGAAUGCCCGAUGGGUAUUCAUCAAAUUUAUCAAGGUGUGCUGACCCUAACACUGGGAAGUUGCAUGGAAUGAAAAGUCACGAUUGUCACAUUUUCAUGGAACAAUUGUUACCAAUUGCAUUUGGCUCGCUACCCAAACAUGUUCUUGAUCCACUGACUGAAAUUAGUCAGUUUUUUAGAGAUAUUUGUGCGUCAGCUUUAAAAGUGGAAGACAUCAUGAAGUUGGACCAAAACAUUGCAAUCAUUCUUUGUAAGUUGGAACAAGUAUUUCCGCCUGGUUUCUUCGACUCAAUGGAACAUUUACCUGUGCAUCUUGCAUAUGAAGCCUUUCUUGGUGGACCAGUUCAAUAUAGGUGGAUGUAUCCGUUUGAAAGGUUCAUGGGUGAUUCAAAGCGAUCAGUGAAGAAUAAAGCAAGAGUUGAAGGUUCUAUAUGUGCACAUUACCUGCAUCGAGAAACAUCACAUUUUUGCAGUCAUUAUUUCAAUCACUUGAUGUUAACUCCUAGAACCAUACGGAAUCCGGUAAAUGUCAACCAGAGGAGUCAAUUCACCUUAUCAGUAUUCGGUCUUCCAGGUCGACCUUCUGGAAAGAAGAGUGUGCAUUGGUUGACCCAGAAAGAAAUGCAAUCCGCACAUGUCCAUGUCUUGAUCAACUGCGUCGAAGUUAAACAAUACCUUGAGGAAUUUAACAAUGCCUAUUUUCAUAGUACCAGUGUACAGUCAACAUCCGGCGUCAUUCAUGCUCAAUUUCCCUUAUGGUUCAAGCAAAGAUUGUCUACCGUGUUUCCACCAACUCCAGAAAUACUCCAUUUGAGAAACUUGGCAGAAGGCCCUAUCCAAAGCGCAAAUGAAUGGCACACAUACUUCGUGAACGGAUAUAAGUUUCACACUGAGGCAUGGACCGAAGGGAAAAAAACCAUAAACAGUGGUGUAUUUGUAAAAGGGGUUACAGAUGGUGGUGCAGAUGACUUUUAUGGAUUUUACUCCGAGUCGGACUGCUUCAAGGAUUGUUAA